Molecule: messenger RNA, 969 nt
Organism: Trichoplax adhaerens
Lineage: Eukaryota; Metazoa; Placozoa; Uniplacotomia; Trichoplacea; Trichoplacidae
Exons: 2
Coding region: 1-969 (322 amino acids)
Source: RefSeq, a predicted model, not a curated record
AUGAUCAAGUCUAGUAUUUUCAUGAUUGUGCUAGCAAUGAUAAUCUACGGAUAUUUUACCUUUAUUUAUGGACGAUUGGAAUAUGAAGGAAGUGAAAGGUUAGAUGGAAAAACUGUCAUUAUUACUGGAGCUAAUACUGGAAUUGGAAAAGAAGCGGCGAUCGAUUUAGCAAGACGUGGUGCUCGAGUGAUUUGUGCUUGUCGAUCUAAAUCGCGUGGCGAAGCAGCUAUAGAAGAUAUAAAAAAGACUAGCGGUAGUAAUAACGUAGUUUUAAUGAUGUUAGACUUAGGUUCCUUAAAGUCUGUGCGACAAUUCGCCAAGGAUAUCUAUGCAAAAGAGGAAAGAUUAGAUGUCUUAAUCAAUAAUGCUGGAUUAGUUGGACCUGUUUACAGAGAUACAACUAAAGAUGGUUUCGAAAGGAUGAUAGGUGUUAAUCACCUCGGACAUUUCUUAUUAACAGAUUUGCUAUUAGAUUUACUCAAGAAAUCACAACCAAGCAGAAUCGUCGUUGUAUCAUCGGGCUCUCAUACCAUGGUACCCGGCAUGAAUUUUGACGACCUUAUGAGUGAAAAGUCCUAUUCUGUCCUAACAACCUAUGCGUAUAGUAAACUCGCCAACGUCUUAUUUUCAUUCGAAAUGAGUAGAAGAUUAAAAGGUACUUCUGUAACAAUAAAUUCUUUACAUCCUGGAGUAGUUAUGACAGAGGUUUUUCGAUACUUUGAAGAUUACCUGCAACUUCCGUCUUUUAUAAAUAAAGCUUUGCGUUGGAUGCUAUCGGCAGUUUUAAGAGAUGCCCGUCAAGGAGCACAAACAGUGAUUUGCCUUGCUGUCGAUAAAAGUCUUCAAUCUGUAUCUGGUCAAUUCUUUGAAGAAUGUGAAAUUUAUGAAACAUCAGAAGCCGCUACUAACGAAACUGAAGCAAAGAUGUUAUGGGAUAUUAGUCAAAAACUAGUUAAUUUAUCCCCAUAG